CCUGACCCUACUCAAAAGUCAAAACUCAAAAACCUCCCAUAAACCCUGGUUUAGUUCUGUCUUUGGUCCCUAGAAACCAUGGGAGAAGAACCAGACCAGGAACAGGAACACAUUUCUCCCACAGAAACCAUUCAACAAGACUACAUAUGGCCUGCAUUUAGAUAUGAUUUGUCUCCACAAGGAACCCACCAUUUCUUUAAACAAUUCCGGACCACUUCUUCAAACUCUUAACAAUUUCCUUAAAGGCAUUAAAUGGUCUCUAGACGGGUCCUGUUUUUUAACAAGUUCUGAGGAUAAUACCCUGUGUUUGUUCUCAAUACGAGAUAAUGGUAGUGGCUGUGAUGCUGAUGGGUGUUGUUUACCUACUGAUGAAGAUUCAUAUGAUGCAAAUCUUGUUGUGAAGGAAGGGGAAUCCGUGUAUGACUUCUGUUGGUAUCCAUAUACGACUGCUUCAGCUGCGUUGACAUAUCGUGCUUAUGAUGCUGUGGAUGAAAUUACUGCUGCCAUUUCUCUUGCAUUUAACCCAGCUGGGACUAAGUGAGAACAUUCUUUUUGAAAGGUUUAUCAGUUGUUCAACUAGGCUAAGAUAUGAGGAUAUUUGCUGGAUACAAUAAAUCUAUCAGAAUCUUUGAUAUACAUCGCCCUGGUAGAGAUUUUGCACAGUAUUCAACUACUCAAGGAAAUAAAGAAGGGCAACCAGGUAUAAUAUCUGCAGUUGCCUUUUCUUCAACUCACACCGGAAUGCUAGCUACUGGUUCUUACAACCAAACAAAUGCAAUCUAUAGGGAAGACAGUAUGGAACUCUUGUACAUUUUAUAUGGCCAAGAAGGUGGGAUUACACAUGUUCAAUUCUCAAAGGAUGGAAACUAUCUUUAUACUGGAGGCAGGAAGGACCCCUAUAUCUUGUGCUGGGAUGUACGGAAAGCUGUUGAAGUUGUGUACAAAAAAGUGUUUAUUUAUGAUCUACAAAAUGGGCAGUGGAUUUCAGGAUUUCAGGCUGCAACAGACACUGUUAAUGGUUUCUCUUUCCACCCAUUCCUUCCUAUGGCGGUCUCUUCAUCAGGGCACCGAUGAUUUCAAAUUCCUGAUGAUUGUGACGAGAAUUUGCACUUGACUAGUUACGAAAACUGUGCAUCUGUGUGGAGUUUCUCCUGUGCUUCAAUGGAAGAGGAUGACACCAACAUCCCCGAUGGUGAUUUUACUCGAUCUGAAAAUGAAAUCCUCCACCAGGAUCAUUGAGUCGCUCCUCGGUGACCUUAUGUCGAUACAUCUCAUGUCAAUACUCCUGUAAUUAAUAGAGACAAGCACCACUGGCCUGAAUAUUGUACAUCCUACCAUUCAAUAGAAACCAAUACUUUCAUUGA
Messenger RNA from Populus trichocarpa (black cottonwood), 1364 nucleotides. RefSeq lists its product as uncharacterized. Lineage: Eukaryota; Viridiplantae; Streptophyta; Magnoliopsida; Malpighiales; Salicaceae. The record is from RefSeq and is a predicted model, not a curated record. Gene Ontology annotation, molecular function: protein binding.